Messenger RNA from Salvia splendens (bonfire salvia), 447 nucleotides. Its product is annotated as basic form of pathogenesis-related protein 1-like. Gene Ontology annotation, cellular component: extracellular region. The transcript has a single exon. NCBI's taxonomy places the organism in Eukaryota, Viridiplantae, Streptophyta, Magnoliopsida, Lamiales, Lamiaceae. The record is from RefSeq and is a predicted model, not a curated record. Bases 1 to 447 code for a protein of 148 amino acids.
AUGGUGGCCUUGAGCCACCAUAUCCAUGCCCAAAACCGUCCCGUAGACUACGUGGAUGCCCACAACGUGGCUCGAGCAACGGUGGGUGUUGGACCCCUCGUUUGGAACGAAACAGUGGCGGAGUACGCCAGGGCCUACACUGAAGUACGGUCCAAAGAUUGUGAAAUGAGGCAUUCAGAUGGCCCAUAUGGCGAAAACCUAGCGGCAGGGAGUUGGAACGUGAGCGCAAAGGAGGCUGUUGACAUGUGGCUUGAUGAAGAGCCAUUGUACGACGUUGAAACCGGUCUUUGUGUGGGAGGAGGGAAUGCUUGUUUGCACUAUACACAGGUAGUUUGGCGAAACUCUCAUUUCGUCAGCUGUGCUCAUGCCCCGUGCCCAAAUGGUUGGACCUUUGUUAUUUGUAACUAUGACCCUCCGGGCAACAUUGUUGGAGAACGCCCUUAUUAA